AUCAACAAAACAAGGUGAGUGAUAGAGUGGCAGCCACUCCACUCAUCAAGCUCUCUCAUGUGUUUUAGAGGUCAGCAAGGAAAAUCUCCAGGCAGAGAUGCAGGAUACUAGGGCUAGGAUCAGCGAAAAGGAGAAGAGGCUGGAGGAAGAAAUGGUGGAAGAGGAAAUCAAUCACCUGAUUCAGGAGAAGAAUUUUCUACAUAAAAAAGUUGGAGUGUUGACAUCUCACCUGGCAGCCUGGGAAGGCUUCCAGCAAAUGACUGGUGAUGAAGAGCCCCAAGGUCGACAUGAGGCACAGCAACUGUCCCAAGCAAAGAUGCUGAAGGUUGGGAAUGUGUCAAAGAUGGAGGAAAAGUGGACUCAUUGUGAGGAGAGCUACCAAGGAGCCUUGGUUCCCCUCCCUGAGAAGUGGAGCCUGUGCAAUUUCUUCAUCUCCAGCACUGACACAGAUGCUGCUCAGCCACAGGAGGAUUUCCCGGAGCUACUGAGGAGAAUGGUGAACGUGGAAAAUCCCAUACGAAAAUACAUUGAACUGGAAAAUCUCGGCAGCGGGGCUUUUGGAGAGGUUUCUAGAGCACUUGACAUUGCCACAGGAGGAGAGGUGGCCAUAAAGAAAAUCAAUGUUCAAGGACGGAUCAGGAAGGAAGCAAUUGCUUAUGAACUCAUGGUCAUGAAAAUGAAUAGGAACCCCAACAUUGUGACCUAUUUAGAGAGUUACUUUCUGGGGAAGCACCUUUGGCUGGUGAUGGAGUACAUGGACGGAGGCACUCUGAGAGAUAUCAUCAAUGAGACUCAAAUGUCUGAAGGAGAGAUUGCAGUCGUCAGCCGUGAGGUCAAGGAUCCCACCUGUGCUUCCAAGGACUUGAGCAAGAUUGUCUGGGAAACUGAGGCUCAGAAUGGGAGUGAUUUCAUGGGCCAAGCUUGGUUUCUGUGUUGCUGGUAUGCUAUGGGCAAGCAAGAGCCUUUCAAGUGAACUGCCUGCCAGUGUCCCUGCACUCAC
Messenger RNA from Cyanistes caeruleus (blue tit), 1000 nucleotides. NCBI's taxonomy places the organism in Eukaryota, Metazoa, Chordata, Aves, Passeriformes, Paridae. The record is from RefSeq and is a predicted model, not a curated record.